CAAACAUAUCCUCCUUCCAUUGCAUUGCAGUUGAAUACAAUGGCUCCCUCCAUAUCUUCACUUGCUCCCAUCUAUACCAUGCUAAUUGUUCUUGUCUUCUUGUCUUCCAUGGCUAAAUCAGACUUCAAUAUGUCACCAACCCCCUCUCCUCUCUUUGGUAAUAUUUGUGAUGAAGUUAACUGUGGAAGAGGAAACUGCUCAGCUGAUAUUUCCAAACCAUUUGGUUUUACCUGCAAGUGUGAUCCUGGAUGGCGCAGAACUCGGGCAGACAUUGAUGAUGAUAAUGAUAAUGAUAACGAUCAUGAUGACGAUGAUGAUGAUCAUGAAUUCCUUCCAUGUGUCAUCCCCAACUGUACCCUCGACUACUCGUGCAUGCCAGCUCCUCCCCCGAGCCCUCCGAAGCCAAAUAACAUUUCCCUCUUUGAUCCUUGUUAUUGGACAUACUGUGGAGAAGGUACAUGUAACAAGAAUAAUACAUAUAAGCAUACAUGUGACUGCAAGCCUGGAUACACUAAUCUCAUGAACAUCUCCCACUUUCCAUGCUUCAGCAGUUGUGCUAUUGGAAGCGAUUGCAGCAGGCUUGGAGUACGGUUGUUAGACGCGUCAUCCCCAAAUGGUUCUCCAUCUGGUGAUAGCAGUGAAGGCAUCAGAUUUCUUGCUGGAGGCUUUCAUUGGAUUGGAAUGAUAGUGAUGUCUAUAGCCAUGGCUCUGUGGAACUAGGAAAACAUAUUUGGAUUGUUGAUUGUUUUGUUACAGAGGUCUUGUUGAUGUUUCUGGUUUAUAAUAUAUACAAUCUAUCUGUUAUUUA
Helianthus annuus (common sunflower) is the source of this 808-nucleotide messenger RNA. RefSeq lists its product as uncharacterized. The transcript has 6 exons. NCBI's taxonomy places the organism in Eukaryota, Viridiplantae, Streptophyta, Magnoliopsida, Asterales, Asteraceae. The record is from RefSeq and is a predicted model, not a curated record. Bases 40 to 720 code for a protein of 226 amino acids.